Molecule: messenger RNA, 632 nt
Organism: Leptinotarsa decemlineata (Colorado potato beetle)
Lineage: Eukaryota; Metazoa; Arthropoda; Insecta; Coleoptera; Chrysomelidae
Source: RefSeq, a predicted model, not a curated record
UCCUGAACAAUUCGAAGUAGACUGUGGUAGAGCAAAUGGUGUAUGUGGCCUUCUCUGAUUCACGAUAAAUUAAUUCACAAAUAAUUGUCCUUUCGUCGAUAAAAUAAAUUUCAGAAGGAUGGUUCUCGAAAUUUUAGUAGGUCUGAGUUACAAAUGUUUCAAGCAACUUCCAAGAUGGUUGAGAACUGGUUUAGCAAAAAGAGCACGAUUUACUUUGAUGCUCGCAUUAUUUUCUUUCUGUAUAUUUUUAAUCGUUGCCUUCUUUUUUUUGAAGAUGAUAUUUAUUACAAUGAUUGAAAUUAAAGAUUUUCUAAAAAGUGAUUCCAACUAUGACAUGGACGUUAUAGCGCAAACUGGGUUGCAUAUAGCUGGCCUGCUAUUUAUAAUGAUUGCAUUUCUCAUACCCUUUAUUAUAGGCGUUUUGAUUCAUUUGCAUAUGCACCUUGGAGGUGAGGCGGAUGCAGAAGACUUACUUUUAUUUUAUAGACGAGGAGGUUUAUUUCAUUAGGUGUUAUGGUGGCAGUUUCGUUAAUUUAUUUUUAUUAAUGUAUGUUUAUUAUUUUUAUGUGUAUCCUACAGCUAUUCUACCGUUUAUGAAAUAUUUGGAAAUUAAAAACUUUUAUUACUGAGAA